AUGGGUAGCUCCCUGUUCAUGGCAGAAAUAAGGAGCAAAAACACAUCCCCUAACACAUUUCCUUCUCAGAAAUUUGCAACCCCCGAGUGCAUAUGCGUAACAGUAACAAUUUUUGAGCACAUACCUAAAAAUAUGAAGGGAAUCGUUUCCAUGGUUAUUAACUUACUUGGUUUCGCUUUCCACAAAGCACUGCAGGCACGGAAGGAGUUGGUAAAGGUCCUUCAAUCAGUGUUGAACGAAAAGAGGGUGAUUAUGACUAAAAGUAAUCAACCCAAGGCAAAGAAAGAUAUGAUAGAUUUGCUUAUGAAAGUUGAAGAUGAGGAUGGUCAAAAAUUGGAGGAUGAGCAUGUCGUAGAUUUGCUUCUCACUUUCUUGGUAGCGGGUUUUAAUGGCUCCGCAAUUACUACAUUGUGGGCAAUGUUGCACCUAACAGAGCACCCUGAAAUUCUAGAAAAAGCCAAGGAAGAGCAAGAUGAGAUUAUAAAGAGAAGACCAUCUACCCAAAAAGGAUUGAACCUUAAGGAAAUUAAACAAAUGAACUAUCUUGCUAAGAUCAACAAAGAUGAUCUUUCCCCAAUAGAUCUCAGCUAUAUAGCUCACACCACAAACCUUGCAAUCUUGGGUUGA
Messenger RNA from Carya illinoinensis, 627 nucleotides. RefSeq names its product beta-amyrin 11-oxidase-like. NCBI's taxonomy places the organism in Eukaryota, Viridiplantae, Streptophyta, Magnoliopsida, Fagales, Juglandaceae. Gene Ontology annotation, cellular component: endoplasmic reticulum. Bases 1 to 627 code for a protein of 208 amino acids. Gene Ontology annotation, molecular function: ent-kaurenoic acid monooxygenase activity; iron ion binding; heme binding. The transcript is spliced from 5 exons. Gene Ontology annotation, biological process: brassinosteroid biosynthetic process; multicellular organism development; brassinosteroid homeostasis. The record is from RefSeq and is a predicted model, not a curated record.